AUGUCAGGCGAGAAGAUCCGUGAAGGCGUUUUCGCCGUCCACAAGCCGCAAGGCGUCACCUCCGCGGACGUAAUCCGCACCCUGCAGAAACACUUCAACCCCUCCAAGACCUUCAAGCCAUGGUUGGAAGAAGAGCGCGAGCGCCGCAACCGAGAGAGUGGAUUCCAGCGCAAACGUCGCCGCCACCAACGCCUAGAAGUCAAGAUCGGCCACGGCGGAACCUUGGACCCGCUCGCGACGGGCGUGCUCAUCACCGGCAUUGGCAAGGGUACAAAGUCGCUCCAGGAUUUCCUUGCUUGCACAAAAAGUUACGAGACUGUCGUCACUUUUGGCGCUGAGACCGAUACCUUCGACUGCCUUGGAAAAGUCGUGCGCCGCGCGCCCUAUGAACAUAUUACACGCGAAGCGGUGGAGAAGGCACUAGGUCAGUUCCGUGGAAAAAUCAUGCAGCAGCCGCCGAUUUUCUCUGCGCUGCGCGUGAAUGGAAAGAAGCUGUACGAGUAUGCGCGUGAGGGCAAGAUGCCACCUGUUGAGAUUAAGCACCGACCUGUGGAGGUUUUGAACAUGGAGAUUGUGGAGUGGUAUGAGUCCGGAACGCAUAGCUUCCAAUUGCCCAAGGAGGAAAUGACUGGUGAUGAGAAGGCCGUUGCGGAAAAGCUUCUUGAUCAGGGAGCUUCGACCCCAGCCGAAGGUGGUGAAGCUGCAAAGGAAGAUCCCGAGGCUUCAUCGUCCACCAAGCGGAAGUCGCCGCCUCCGGCCGACGAAGUGAAGGAUGAGAGUGCGGAAGCUGCCAAGAAGCAGAAACUAUCAGAGACUGAGGCAGCCCCCACAGCACCAGAAUCCAGUGCCCCCGAGGCUGCAGCAGAGCCUGCAGCGACGGAAACUCCUGCUGAGCCCGAGCAGCCUAAGUACCAGCCUCCAGCUGUGAAGAUCAAGAUGACCGUCACAUCGGGCUUCUAUGUUCGCUCGCUGGCCCACGACUUGGGUAAAGCCGUUGGUAGCUGCGGUCUGAUGAGCGAGCUGGUGCGCAGUCGUCAGGGUGAUUUCGUGCUCUCCCCCGAAAAGAUUUUAGAGUAUAAGGACCUUGAAGCAGGCGAAGAAGUCUGGGGACCCAAGGUGGAGAAGUUCUUGCAGGAGUGGGAGGACAAGAGGCUUGCCAAGGCUGAGGCUGAAGCUGAAGGUGCUCAAUAG
Molecule: messenger RNA, 1191 nt
Organism: Penicillium soppii
Lineage: Eukaryota; Fungi; Ascomycota; Eurotiomycetes; Eurotiales; Aspergillaceae
Product: pseudouridine synthase PUS4
Exons: 2
Coding region: 1-1191 (396 amino acids)
Biological process (GO): mRNA pseudouridine synthesis; tRNA modification
Cellular component (GO): mitochondrion
Molecular function (GO): RNA binding; pseudouridine synthase activity
Source: RefSeq, a predicted model, not a curated record